Molecule: messenger RNA, 2595 nt
Organism: Prunus armeniaca (apricot)
Lineage: Eukaryota; Viridiplantae; Streptophyta; Magnoliopsida; Rosales; Rosaceae
Source: the annotation of a GenBank genome assembly
AUGGAAAUUUUAUACAGACUAUUCUUACAAGAAUUCCACUGUCUAUACUCUGGUUGGUGUUCAGAAUGUCUACCAUGUUUUUCCAUCGUGCCUACUUUGUUCACUCUUUCAGGGAAUUGGGAUACUUUGGAGGUUCGACCGAAAGCGAAAGGACUGGAUACCAGAAGUGAGCUUAUUACAUUCUAUGAAGAAUAUUAUUCUGCUAACGUCAUGCAUCUUGUCAUAUAUGGAAAAGAAAACCUUGAUAAAAUUCAAGGCCUUGUAGAGGACAAGUUUAAAGAAAUUAGAAACAUUGACCGCAACUGCCUUCGUUUUGCUGGUGAGCCUUGCACAUCAGAACAUUUACAGAUUCUUGUCAGAGCUGUCCCAAUCAAAGAGGGUCAUGCGCUAAGAGUUGCGUGGCCAAUAACUCCAGAAAUUCACCACUACAAGGAAGGGCCAUGUAGGUAUCUUAGUCAUCUCAUUGGUCACGAAGGAGAAGGAUCUUUGUAUUACAUCUUGAAAACUUUGGGAUGGGCAACAGGUUUGUCUGCUGGUGAAGGAGAUUCAACUUUUGACUUUUCUUUCUUUAGAGUAGAUAUUGAUCUCACUGACGCGGGUCAUGAGCACAUGCAAGACAUCGUAGGCUUGCUUUUCAAAUACAUUUCCCUCUUACAGCAGUCAGGCAUCUGCAAAUGGAUUUUUGAUGAGCUUUCUGCUGUUUGUGAGACGAAGUUUCAUUAUCAGGACAAAAUUCAACCAAUUAAUUAUGUGGUCAGCAUUUCGGCAAAUAUGCAGAAAUAUCCUCCAAAAGAUUGGCUAGUGAGAUCAUCCUUGCCUUCUAACUUCAGUACAGACAUUAUCCAAAUGGUGCUGAACAAGUUGUCUCCAAACAAUGUCAGAAUUUUCUGGGAGUCGAAGAAAUUUGAAGGUCAAACUAACAUGGUUGAGCCAUGGUAUGGAACUGCUUAUUCCAUCGAGAAAAUUACGGGCUCCAUGAUACAGGAAUGGAUAGUGUCUUCGCCAAAUGAGAAUCUGCACCUACCAGCACCUAAUGUAUUCAUCCCCACCGACCUGUCACUUAAGAACGAUCAUGAGAAGGCCAAAUAUCCAGUUCUUUUAAGAAAGUCGCCGUAUUCAACACUAUGGCACAAACCUGAUACAAUGUUCUUUACUCCUAAAGCUUAUGUUAAGAUUGAUUUCACUUGUCCCCACGCAAGUGACUCCCCUGAAGCAGAAGUGUUAACUAAUAUCUUUACUCAGUUGUUGAUGGAUUACUUGAAUGAAUUUGCUUACGAUGCUCAGGUUGCUGGACUGUAUUAUGGAAUAACCCACACAGAUAGUGGAUUUCAGGUGACUCUGGUUGGCUAUAAUCACAAAUUAAGGAUUUUACUGGAAACUGUAGUUGAAAAGAUCGCAAGCUUUGAAGUGAAAGCUGACAGGUUCUCUGUUAUAAAGGAAAUGGUCACAAAGGAGUACCAAAAUUUCAAAUUUCAGCAGCCUUAUGAGCAAGCUAUGUACUACUGCUCAUUAAUUCUACAGGAUCAUACUUGUCCAUGGAUGGAAGAACUUGAUGUUCUUCCUCAUCUUGAAGUUGAAGAUCUUGCUAAGUUUGUUCCCAUGAUGCUCUCAAGGGCCUUUUUAGAGUGUUACACAGCAGGAAACCUUGAAAGGAAUGAAGCUGAGUCCAUGAUCCAGCAUAUUGAAGAUGUUCUCUUUAAGGGUUCAAACCCUAUUUGCCAACCUUUGUUCCCAUCCCAGCAUUUGACGAAUAGAGUUGUGAAGCUUGAAAAUGGCAAGAGCUAUUUCUACCCUGUGGAGGGUCUCAAUCCAAGUGACGAAAAUUCUGCCCUUAUCCACUAUAUCCAGGUACAUCGGGAUGAUUUUAUGCUGAAUGUGAAACUUCAGCUGUUUGCUCUUACUGCAAAGCAACCUGCCUUCCACCAACUUAGAUCAGUUGAGCAACUUGGUUACAUCACCGCCCUCUUGCAGAGGAAUUAUUGUGGUAUCCGUGGGGCACAGUUUAUUAUACAAUCCACAGUGAAGAAUCCAGCACAUAUUGAUUUGAGAGCAGAGGAAUUCCUCAAGGCGUUCGAGAGUAAACUUUAUGAGAUGACAAAUGAAGAAUUCAAGAGCAAUGUAAAUGCGUUGAUCGACAUGAAGCUUGAGAAGCACAAGAACUUAAGGGAAGAAGCGGCAUUUUAUUGGAGGGAGAUUUCUGUUGGGACCCUCAAGUUUGACAGGAUAGAAUCUGAGAUUGCUGCACUGAGGCAGCUUACACAACAAGAGCUGAUAGAUUUUUUCAAUGAGCGUAUAAAAGUUGGGGCACCUCAUAAGCGGACUUUAAGUGUACGAGUGUAUGGGAACUCACAUUCAGCUGAGUAUAAAAUAGACAAAAGUUCACCAGCGCAAGCUUCCUCCGUCAAAAUCGACGAUAUAUUCAGCUUCAGAAGGUCACAACCGCUUUAUGGUUCAUUCAAGGGAAAUCAUCAAAUGGAAUCUCGCUUGCAGACAGCAGAUUCGGCAACAAACGGCACUGAGAAAGUCACCAAGAAAGUUCAUUGGCAAAGCAAGUCUAUAAGAUCAAAUGUUAUUUUUCACAGGGCACCGUCUUGA